GUCUAUAAUUAUUACAAAUAUCUGAUGUAAACUUUCAUUGAUGUAUUUCGACGAAUUUCAACCGUAAAUUUGAUAUUUAUUCGAUUGCAUAAGAUGAGGAUUGGUCCGAAGACCUAUUUUGUGUCGUGUGUGGUGUUAUUUAUUGGGAUUUUAACUUACUUUGCUGCGUCGACAAACGACAAGAAAAAUUCUUUAAGUGUUCCAAAUGCUUAUCUCUUCAUAUCAACUAUCGACGGAACUAUGUACGCCGUACAAAAGAAAACGGGAAUUGUGAAAUGGUCUUUUAAAGAAGAUCCAGUGUUGCAUUCAUCGUUUCCAAUCAGACCUGGCUCGGUGUUUUUACCAGAUCCACAUGAUGGUAGUUUGUAUGCAUUCGGUGGUGCCGUACAAGAUGGCCUGAAGAAAUUACCAUUCACCAUCCCGGAGCUUGUUCAAGCAUCACCUUGUCGAAGUUCAGAUGGAAUGAUGUAUAUUGGACGUAAAUCAGAUGUCUGGUAUGCCAUUGACCCGGAGACUGGACUCAAACUACAAACAUUAUCCGUGGACAGCUCACAAACUGUCUGUCCAAGUAUGACCAGUGGAAAGGCUCCCAUAUUUCUUGGACGUUCUGAGUACACGGUCACGAUGUAUGAUGCAAAGACCAGAGAGAAAAGAUGGAACACUACGUAUUUUGAUUAUUCUGCGGCUGUUGUCGACGAUAUUGACUACGAUAUGUUUCAUUUUGCAUCCAGUUCGGAUGGAAUGGUUUUGUCAAUGGAACUUGAUUCAGGAAAAAUUCACUGGGAGAAGAAAUUCGAUUCGCCUGUUGUGGGUAUUUAUAAAUGGGAUGGCGAUAGUCUUAUGAAAGUUCCUGUCACUCAUAUUGCUAAAGACACUUUACUAAAACUCACAGAUAAUUUGACAAAAGCAAAUACUUCUGGUGAUAAAUUCAUUGACUCCGGGGAACUCUAUUUUGAUUCUACACUUUACGUGGGAAAACACCAAGGAAAACUGUAUGCCUUACCAUCAGUUAUCGAGGAAGGAACCCAAUUAAUUGAACCAAAAGUUCCGUUGAUUGGCGGUCCUCGAGAUGUCGCUGCAAAGCCAAGCCAAUCCGGGCAACAUCUUGGUCAUACUUAUAAAAUUGUCAUUGGUGGAAAGGAUAACACGUUGAAGAAACAGAAGCAGAAUAAAACAACACAAAAGUUAGAAGAGCAGAAAGGAACGAAGAAGGAUCAAGCUAAAACACAAGGUGUUCCUAACAAAACACCAGUUGCUGUGGGUCAUCAUAAAGUCCCUCCUGUUGAUACACCAAGAUUUCGAAUCACACAUGUUGCUGAUCCAUUUAUCCCUAAUCAACGAAGCGCCAGUUACGAAGAUGAAGAAGAAGACGACGAUGAUUUUGAAUAUGAAAAUGAUGAUUAUAACUUAAAAGAAGGCGAAGGAAGGGCGACAAUGUCACAGGAGCAGGUCAUGGAAAUGCUCAAGAUGCACGAGCGAUUGCUGUAUACAAUCUUGGCAACAAUUGGCAUCCCUCUCAUUCUUUUUAUUUUGUUGUACAUAGAGAAACGCCAUGGUUCAAAUGUUUCUAUAGAAGCGUCUGCAAAACCAACUGGUGCUCAACUUUAUGUUCCUGCUGAGUCUUUCACCUACAGCAGUGCUAGUGAAGACGAUGCAUCAAAUGGAGUCAUUGUCGUCGGCAAAAUAUCUUACAAUCCUAAAGAUCUGUUGGGAAGGGGGUGUGAAGGGACUGCUGUGUACAGAGGUAAAUUUGAGAAUCGCAGCGUUGCUGUCAAACGAAUAUUACCAGAUUGCUUCAGUUUUGCAGAUAACGAGGUUGCCUUGCUUCGAGAAUCGGAUGAACACCCAAAUGUUAUUCGCUAUUUCUGCACAGAAGAAACGCCUCAAUUUCGUUACAUCGCCAUAGAACUUUGUGCAGCUACCGUUCAGGAAUAUGUAGAAGAUUCAUCUUUUGACCGUCACGGAUUACAACCUCUGGAGUUAAUAGAACAAACUAUGUUAGGAUUAAGUCAUCUUCAUUCAUUGAAUAUUGUGCACCGCGACAUAAAACCUCACAACAUUCUCAUCUCAAAGCCAAAUUCCAAAGGCGAAGUGAAAGCGCUCCUGUCUGAUUUCGGUCUUUGUAAGAAGCUAGCUCAUGGCCGUCAUUCGUUAACGUCACAGUCCGGAGCAAUAGGAACGGAUGGUUGGAUUGCACCAGAAAUGUUUCGACCUGAAUGUAAAAUGACAAGGGCAGUGGACAUAUUUUCAUCUGGAUGUAUAUUUUACUACAUUUUGUCUGGAGGUCUUCAUCCAUUCGGCGAUCGUUUUAAACAACAAGGAAACAUCAUCAAUGGCGAUUUUGACCUUGAUAUGAUUAAAGAAUGCGAAAUUUCUAAAGAACUCAUUCGGCAAAUGAUCGACAGCGAUGCUUAUAAACGACCAAGUGUUCACGAUAUUUUAAAACAUCCGUUUUUCUGGUCGAGGGCAAAACAACUUGCGUUCUUACAAGAUGUCAGUGACAGGAUCGAGAAAGAGGAUCCUGAAACAUCAUCUUUGUUGCAAGAUCUAGAAAAAGACUCCAUACGAGUAGUACGAGGGGAUUGGAAUGUUCAUUUAGGGAUGGAGUUACGCGGAGAUCUUCGACGAUUUCGAAGUUAUCGUGGCGAGCUUGUUAGAGAUUUACUCAGGGCCAUUCGUAAUAAGAAACAUCAUUAUCGAGAAUUACCGGAAAACGUUCGUAGGUCACUCGGCAGCAUUCCGGAUGGUUACGUAAGAUAUUUUACGACUCGUUUCCCGCGCUUAAUAAUGCAUACCUAUGACGUUUUGAAGCCAUACAAACACGAAGCUAUGUUCAAUACAUAUUACGACCUCAGGUCGGACUCUGCUGGCAAUGUGAAGUUAAAGAACGAGGUUUUCUCCACUAAAUAAUACACAAUAUGUCAAUUUUAAUGUCCACGGUGACUGAAGCCCAUCCACGCAUUUCACCAUCAAGGAAAGCUCCAAGCGUUAUUUAACAAAGAUGAUUAUUUAUAAAAGCAAUGAUGGUUACAAAUAUCUUUCAAAGAAUACUUGUCCAAAGAAAUGAUAGAUGAAUCAUAUAGAGGUUUCUCACAAACUCUCUGCUAAAUAAAGGUCGCAGAAUAAUGCAAGAAGUGAGAGAAAAAACGCUUGGCUUUUUAGUCGUUCAGAUGAAUCAUUUGGAGGCUGCUCACAAACUCUCUGGUAAAUAAUAGUCGCAGAAUAUUGCAAGAAGUGAGAGAAAAAACUCUCGGCCUUUUUAGUCGUUCAGAUGGAUCAUUUGGAGGCUGCUCACAAACUCUCUGGUAAAUAAUAGUCGCAGAAUAUUGCAAGAAGUGAGAGAAAAACGCUCGGCCUUUUAGUCGUUCAGAUGGAUCAUUUGGAGGCUGCUCACAAACUCUCUGCUAAAUAAAGGUCGCAGAAUAUUGCAAGAAGUGAGAGAAAAAACGCUCGGCCUUUUUAGUCGUUCAGAUGAAUCAUUUGGAAGCUGCUCACAAACUCUCUGGUAAAUAAUAGUCGCAGAAUAUUGCAAGAAGUGAGAGAAAAACGCUCGGCCUUUUAGUCGUUCAGAUGGAUCAUUUGGAGGCUGCUCACAAACUCUCUGCUAAAUAAAGGUCGCAGAAUAUUGCAAGAAGUGAGAAAAACGCUCGGCCUUUUAGUCGUUCAGAUGAAUCAUUUGGAAGCUGCUCACAAACUCUCUGGUAAAUAAUAGUCGCAGAAUAUUGCAAGAAGUGAGAGAAAAAACGCUCGGCCUUUUUAGUCGUUCAGAUGGAUCAUUUGGAGGCUGCUCACAAACUCUCUGGUAAAUAAUAGUCGCAGAAUAUUGCAAGAAGUGAGAGAAAAAACACUCCGCCUUUAUAGUCGUUCAGAUGGUUCAUUUGGAGGCUGCUCACAAACUCUCUUGCAAAUAAAUGUCGAUGAACAUUGCAAGAAGAGAGAGAAAAAAUCGUUCGUGUAAUAUAUUUUAAUGCGCUAGCAGUGUAGAUUUAUUUUUAGAUCGCCUUAAAAAUCCUGCUGUAAACUUGAAAUAUUUUUUAUGUAAAUACGAUAUUUUAGUCACACAAGUUACUGUACUUCAAUGCAUUCAUGAUUCAAACUUCCUAAAGUUGCGUCAAUAUAUUUUGUAAUGUAUUUAGCAUAA
Molecule: messenger RNA, 4141 nt
Organism: Xenia sp. Carnegie-2017
Lineage: Eukaryota; Metazoa; Cnidaria; Anthozoa; Malacalcyonacea; Xeniidae
Product: serine/threonine-protein kinase/endoribonuclease IRE1-like
Exons: 25
Coding region: 94-2910 (938 amino acids)
Biological process (GO): mRNA processing; intrinsic apoptotic signaling pathway in response to endoplasmic reticulum stress; protein phosphorylation
Cellular component (GO): IRE1-TRAF2-ASK1 complex
Molecular function (GO): RNA endonuclease activity; protein serine/threonine kinase activity; ATP binding
Source: RefSeq, a predicted model, not a curated record